CAGGAUUCAACAUUAAAGGGCUAAAAUGAAGAUUUAAUAUUUUUAUAGGGAUUAUUAUGUACAAAUAUACUUGAACUCUUAGGAAUAAUUUUAAAGUUAAGGGACUUUCCUAGACCCGCCCUCGUCAAGCUAGAAUCUAGAUAGCAUAUAGAAUUAAGCCAUUGUCAUAUGCAUUCGGGUAGACAAGGCGAGAGAGAGAGAGAGAGAGAGAGAGAGAGGACAGAGGCUCGCUGCUUGGGACCCUAUAUACAGACAGAGUCCUCUGAUCUCCGUCCUCAGCCAACCUGCAGACUGGAGAAGGAUAAGUUUACUGCAAGUGCUUCAAACAUGGAAAACGAUAUUGAAUAGGCAAGAGCAUCAUGGAAGAGGAUAAGGCAGGUACUCCAAACAAGGGAAAAGAUUUUGACGUGGGAAGUGCUUCAGACAUUGAGAUGGCUACAAAUCCCGGUUAUUAUAAAGAGAGAGAGAGAGCUACAGAUAUUUUGGCAAAGCUGGAUUCUGAGGUGAAACAGAUGUCCUUUAAACGGAACGGUUCCGAGUGCUGCAUCUACAGGGUGCCCAAACCGCUUCGAAACGUAAAUUGGAAAGCCUACUCUCCACUACUGAUUUCAAUAGGUCCUCUUGAGAGCCAAAAUAUAAGACUAGAGGCCAUGGAAAAGGAGAAACUGAAAUAUUUCAAAAAGCUUACUGAACGGGAUGGGAUGGAUAAGAAGAAAAUUAUUGAUAUUUUGAUCAGCAUUGAGAACCAAGAAGAGCGUCUCCGACACUGUUAUUCAGAGAAAUUCAAAUUAAUCAAGAGCAGUGAUUUCGUAAAGAUGAUCCUGCUGGAUGCUGUCUUCCUCAUUCAGUUUUUGAAUGAGUAUCAACAGCCUAAUCAUUUUGAGCCCAGGAUGAUGUUUGACAUACGAGAAAACUUGAUUCUACUUGAAAACCAACUACCUUUCUCCAUCAUUUGGGAUAUAUAUCAUGAGAUCAAUCGUGAUCUCCAAGAUGCAACAUGGGAAUCUUUUCUUGAUCUUGUUACCUACAUUUUUGGAAAGCACACAAGCGAUAUUGCUACGUUUCAUUUUCAAAAGCACAAGUUUUCACAAGUGGCAGAAACCAGACAGAUUGUAAAGGGAAGCAAGCAUUUCACUGAUUUACUAAGGAGUUUUAUGCUGAAGGGAUCCAUUGAACGAACUUAUAGUUUUAAUCCUAUCAAGCUGAAAGAUAGUGCGGUCAUGCUUCGCAAGGCAGGAGUGAAGUUUCAGGUUACCCAAGACAAAUGCCUGGUCAACAUAAAAUUUGAGAAAGGUGUGUUGAAAAUACCACGCUUGGAAGUUGAUCACAGCUUCGAACGUCUUGUACGAAAUAUCAUGGCCUUGGAGCAGUGCUGCUACCCGGUUGAAGCUUAUGUAUGCGGUUACAUUAAGUUUAUGGACCAUCUUAUCGACAGUGCAGAAGACGUGGGUUUGCUAGUCGGAAAGGGAAUCACUCUCCACUGGCUAGGUGACGAUGCCGCAGUUUCAAAUGUGAUUAACAAUUUUUGCGAAAAUAUUGGUAACAAUUGCAAUUGUUUUGGUGAUAUCUCUCAAGAGAUAAAUGCUCACUAUGAGAACCGCUUUAACCAUCGAAAGGCAACCUUGAAACUUGUAUAUUUCCCCAAUAUUUGGAGAGGUACGGCAACUGUUGCAGCAGCUAUCCUGCUUAUCCUCACUUUCAUACAGACUAUAGCUUCCGUAAAAUCGGCAUAA
Populus euphratica (Euphrates poplar) is the source of this 1733-nucleotide messenger RNA. Its product is annotated as UPF0481 protein At3g47200-like. The record is from RefSeq and is a predicted model, not a curated record. The coding region runs from base 360 to 1733 and encodes 457 amino acids. The transcript is spliced from 4 exons. Lineage: Eukaryota; Viridiplantae; Streptophyta; Magnoliopsida; Malpighiales; Salicaceae.